AUGGCUUUCCGUUCACAGAGAAUUGCGCAGCAUCUCUGUCGCACAGCAACCCAACGGCCACUCUCACAGCCAACCAACUCGCUAUCAAACACAAGCCAAGAUGCAUGCAUGCUCUGCCGAUAUCGCCAGCCAGCGCGAGGACUCACAACCCUCCCAGCACGUCGAUCUCCCAUAAUCCAGACACCUACGAGACAGCGCCGCGCUGCGUCAACAGAAACCUCUACUCCAACAGAACCAAGCAAAUCCACCCUCGCCGGCGCACCAGACAUAACCAACCACUACACGAUUUUCCCUCGAACGCUACCAGCCGGUCCACCACCUGGCUCGACGUUCGCAAUCUCAACCAGCGACCUCCGCCGCGAAUUCCUCCAAUUGCAAGGUCUUGUCCACCCGGACAAAUACCCUAAUGGAGCAGAGAAGCAGCUUGCCGAGGGUCUCUCAGCCCGGAUCAACGAAGCGUACCGGACGCUUCUGGACCCGCUGCAGCGGGCCCAGUACAUUCUACGGGAAUGGCAUGGGAUCGACGUGACGGCGGAAGACGCGUCGACUAAGCAUGCGCUUGAUGCGGAGACGCUGAUGGAAGUUAUGGAGGUGCAGGAGACUAUUGAAGAAGUUGGGGCUUCUGCUGAUGCGGAGGCGCAGAUCAAUGGGCUCAAGAAGGAGAAUGAGGGGAGGAUUGUUGAGUGUGUGGAGAGACUUGGGGAGGCGUUUGAGAAGGGGGAUUUGGAGGCAGCGAGGAAGGAAUGUAUUCGAUUGCGAUUUUGGUAUAGUGUUGGGGAGGGGUUGAGGGAGUGGGAGCCUGGGAACACAGAGAUUCGGUUGAUGCAUAGUAGUUGA
Molecule: messenger RNA, 837 nt
Organism: Penicillium crustosum
Lineage: Eukaryota; Fungi; Ascomycota; Eurotiomycetes; Eurotiales; Aspergillaceae
Product: J-type chaperone JAC1
Exons: 1
Coding region: 1-837 (278 amino acids)
Biological process (GO): [2Fe-2S] cluster assembly; protein complex oligomerization
Cellular component (GO): mitochondrion
Molecular function (GO): ATPase activator activity; protein-folding chaperone binding
Source: RefSeq, a predicted model, not a curated record